GGGAAGCUUCUGAAUGAUAAGAGUGGAGUAGGACGGUUAAUGGUACAAACUCAUGGCAGAUACCCAGCAAUCGAAACUAGCAGAGAAUGGAUCACAUUGGAGCUAACCAGGGUAGCAGACAAGAGACAUAAAGGAUUUCCAAUCAAGUUAGUAUGGUGGGUAAACAAUGACAUGAAUGACAACACGCGAGUAAAUAAAAGACAGGGGCAUGUCAGUUCUUACCUACAGAAGACACGGUUCUCAAUGUGUAAAACAAGAACUAAUGCCAAGUAAUGAACGGCAAUGCUAGUGCUGCUCUGGUCGAUACACAAGGACGGCAUUGUGGGAAAUUGAGUUUUAUCUUUUAUCGGUUUCACUGAGGUACUUUUUUUUUUACGAUAAUACAAUUAUAAAUCAGGUUUAUCAUACAAGGUUUUAAAAAUAGAAUAAUAAUUUAACUAGACUACUUUAUUUAUACUUUUGCCAAACCACUUCGACUCACAACAAGCUCAGCCUCCAUUUCCCCAAAUGCACUGUGUUUCCAUGUAACCCCUCACCUCUGGAUGAAAACAAGCCGAUCAGCUGAUGUCAACUAGCCAUAACAUUCACAGCGGUAACACCCGACCCGUUUCACCAGACUUUUAACACAACGACGCUUCGGGUAUCAACGAUUACUCAUUGAAUGUCUUAUUCUUCCGGCGGUACUUCAUGGUUCACUGUUUCUUCUGGCAACAUUUCAGUGCCAGAUGUCUUCGUCGUCCCUUCAAAGCUAGCUGGCGGAUUGUUAGUGUUUGUUUACGUCUGUGUCAUUGAGCACCGUGAUUGAAAUAUAGACCAUCUAACCACCGUCGCGAGGUUAGCAACGUGCCUCUCCGUGUCACUCAGCAUGCCAUUGUUAUAAUCGAUAGGAUAUGGAUAUGUGACUUUUCUAUCACUUGACACUUACGUGGUGUUGUUGACAUGUUCCACAAGACAGGUGUGCUGUACUAUAGAAGAGCUCAGAGCCUCAAGUCUGUAAGUCAAUUUGAUCCACAAGGUUAUUGUUUCUUUUAGUUGUGGGUUCUCUUAGCAACGGAGAAGAAAACGUUAUUUUGCUUGGAAUGAUUUUUUAAAGUGCCUGUUGAAGUGAUUGGCUUUCCAAUCAUAGUAUAGAUUCAUCAAUAGACAAAAAAGGGGGAAACUGACACAAAGGCUGUGUCAACCUGUCAGGUUUGAGAUGAGUUGCCAAGCUCCAUCCGUAGACAAAGGCAUGAACACCGUCCUGGUGUGUCAGGAGAGCUACGCCUGCGGGGGCUCAGACGAGGCUUUGUUCGAAUGCGACGAAUGCGGCAGCCUCCAGUGCACCCGCUGUGAGCUGGAGCUCCACCGGCAGGAGCGCAUGAGGAACCACGACCGCGUGCGCAUCGCCCCCGGCCACAUCCCCUUCUGCGACUCCUGCAAGGGAGACGCGGCCGGCAGCUCCCGCCUGCGAGCCGUGGUGCGCUGCCAGGGCUGCAAGAUCAACCUGUGCUUGGACUGCCAGAAGCGCACCCACAGCGGGGCCAACAAGCGGAAGCACCCCCUCACCCAGUACCCCCCGCCCAAAGCGGCCCCCGAGGGCGGCCUGGCGGACGCGGAGGCCGGGGUUGAGGCCCUCAAGGCCCAGUUGGAGAGAGUAUGCAGCUUCCUCCUGGUGGACGAUCGAGAAGAGAUGCAGGUGAAGAACGACGAGGACUUCGUCAGCCGGCUGGGCUGCAGGCCGGACGAGCUCCUCAAGGUGGUCUCCAUCUUUGGUAACACCGGGGAGGGAAAGUCUCACACGCUCAACCACACCUUCUUCCUGGGGAGGGAGGUGUUCAAGACCUCCCCCACGCAGGAGUCCUGCACGGUGGGGGUAUGGGCCGCCAUGGACCCCGUGCAUCGGGUGGUGGUCAUCGACACGGAGGGACUGCUGGGUGCAGGGGCGAACCAGGGCCAGCGCACCAGGCUGCUCCUCAAGGUGCUGGCCGUGUCGGACCUGGUCAUCUACCGGACGCACGCCGACCGUCUCCACGACGACCUGUUCAAGUUCCUGGGCGACGCCUCGGACGCCUACCUGAAGCACUUCACCCGGGAGCUGAAGGCCACCACGGCGCGCUGCGGCCUGGACGUGCCCCUCUCCACGCUGGGCCCCGCCGUGGUCAUCUUCCAUGAGACGGUCCACACCAAGCUGCUGGGAUCAGACAAACCCUCGGAGUCGGCCGAGCGCCUGCUCCAGGAGCGCUUCAGGAAGCUGGGGCUCUUCCCGGAGGCCUUCAGCUCCGUCCAGUACCGGGGCACGCGCACCUACAACCCCCCCACGGACUUCAGCGGGCUGCUGCGGACCCUGGAGCAGCAGCUGAACAACAACACCACCCGCUCGCCGCGCACCGCCGCCGUCGUCCACAAGGCCCUGCAGGCCCUGAGUGAGCGCUUCAGUGGGGAUAUCACAGACGAGCACCUGGCCUGUAACUGCUUCUUCCCAGACGAGUACUUCACCUGCUCCAGCAUCUGCCUCAGCUGUGGAUCCUCCUGCAAGAACAGCAUGAAUCACUUGAGGGAAGAGACGGAGCAUGACGCCAAACACCGCUGUCGCUACUCUGCCCAGUACGACAACCGCAUCUACACAUGCAAGUCCUGUUAUGAGCGAGGAAAGGAGGUGAUUGUCGUUCCCAAGACAACGGCCUCGUCUGACUCCCCUUGGUUCGGUCUGGCCAUCUACGCCUGGUCUGGGUAUGUGAUCGAGUGCCCGAACUGUGCAGUGAUCUACCGGAGCAGGCAGUACUGGUAUGGAAACCAGGACCCGGUAGACACCGUGGUCAGAACAGAGAUCCAACACAUCUGGCCUGGGUCGGACGGCUUCCUGAAGGACAACAACAACGCCGCCCAGAGGCUGCUGGACGGAGUGAACUACAUCUCCCAGUCGGUGUCUGAGCUCAGCGUCAAGCCGGCCAAGGCCGUCACCUCCUGGCUGACGGACCAGAUCGCCCCGGCCUACUGGAAGCCCAACUCCCUCAUCCUGGCGUGCCAUACGUGCUCGGAGGCGUUCCAGCCCAACGACACCAAGCACCACUGCCGGGCCUGCGGGGAGGGCUUCUGUGACGCCUGCUCCUCCAAGAGCCGGCCGGUCCCCGAGAGGGGCUGGGGCCUGGCCCCGGUGAGGGUCUGUGACACGUGCUUCCACAACAGAGGCAUCUCCACCGAGUUGCUGGACGCAGCGCUGGAGGAAGAGGAAGGGGGAACGUUGAUCGCCAGAAAGGUGGGCGAGGCGGUGCAAAGCACCCUGGGAGCUGUAGUCGGCGCCAUAGACAUCCCCCUGGGCCUGGUGAAGGACGCGGCGCGCCCCGCCUACUGGGUCCCCGACCAGGACAUCCAGGCCUGCUGCGAGUGCCAGCGGGAGUUCACGCCGCGCCUGUCCAUCCACCACUGCCGCGCGUGCGGCCAGGGCGUGUGUGACGAGUGCUCCCCGGAGCGGCGCGCCGUGCCCUCCCGCGGCUGGGACCACCCCGUGAGAGUCUGCAACGCCUGCCACCAGAAGCCCGGGGAGCUAUAGCAGGGACGGGCCGCUGGGUGG
Gadus chalcogrammus (walleye pollock) is the source of this 3550-nucleotide messenger RNA. It is a transcript of the gene zfyve1, whose product is annotated as zinc finger, FYVE domain containing 1. The record is from RefSeq and is a predicted model, not a curated record. Bases 1196 to 3529 code for a protein of 777 amino acids. NCBI's taxonomy places the organism in Eukaryota, Metazoa, Chordata, Actinopteri, Gadiformes, Gadidae. The transcript has 12 exons. Gene Ontology annotation, molecular function: zinc ion binding.